AUGGAGCUGCGAGCGGCCCGGAGCCUGGGGUCCGCGGCCUGCGGCCUGCGCGCGGCCCUGGCGCCCGCCGCGCGCUGCCCGCCGCGGCCGCCAGGGCCGAGGACGGACGCCGUCCAGACGCUGCGCACGGGGCCCGCUCUGCUGUCGGUGCGUAAAUUCACAGAGAAACAUGAAUGGAUAAUCACAGAAAAUGGAACUGGAACUGUCGGAAUCAGCAAUUUUGCACAGGAAGCUUUGGGAGAUGUUGUUUACUGUAGUCUGCCUGAAGUUGGGACAAAAUUGAAAAAGCAAGAUGAGUUUGGUGCUUUGGAAAGUGUGAAAGCUGCCAGUGAACUCUACUCUCCUGUGUCAGGAGAAGUAACUGCAGUUAAUGAAGUGCUUGCAGAAAAUCCAGGACUUGUCAAUAAAUCUUGUUAUGAAGACGGUUGGCUGAUAAAGAUGACACUGAGUAAUCCUUCAGAACUAGAUGAACUACUGAGUGAAGAAGCAUAUGAGAAAUACAUAAAAUCUAUUGAGGAGUGAAAAUGGAACCCUGAAUAAAUUAGAGUGAAGUAACUUACUGCAGCAUAGUUGUCUAAAUUAGUGGUGGAUGAAAAUUUUAACAUUUUGCAGCAAUUCAACACUUUCUGGUAGGAAAAGCAACGACUCAACACUGCUAUGAGAGAAAUACCCUUCACUUUCCAAUGA
Messenger RNA from Perognathus longimembris pacificus (Pacific pocket mouse), 687 nucleotides. Its product is annotated as glycine cleavage system H protein, mitochondrial-like. The record is from RefSeq and is a predicted model, not a curated record. The transcript has a single exon. Gene Ontology annotation, cellular component: glycine cleavage complex; mitochondrion; cytoplasm. Gene Ontology annotation, biological process: glycine decarboxylation via glycine cleavage system; protein lipoylation. NCBI's taxonomy places the organism in Eukaryota, Metazoa, Chordata, Mammalia, Rodentia, Heteromyidae. The coding region runs from base 1 to 522 and encodes 173 amino acids.